This is a messenger RNA of Schistosoma bovis, 1467 nucleotides long. The record is from the annotation of a GenBank genome assembly. Lineage: Eukaryota; Metazoa; Platyhelminthes; Trematoda; Strigeidida; Schistosomatidae.
CCUUGAUAUCUAUAACGAUUUUUUGAGAAAAUUUAAAAAUGAACAAAAAUUGUCAAAACAAUUUUUAUUAUUUAGUAAGCUAUUCGGAGUGAAGAUUGUAAAUAUCAUCUCUAUAAAUAAAGCAUGGACUAUUCGCGAGUCCCUGAUAAGGCUGUUAAACUGUCUGAACUACUGGAUCUAGCUCUUGGAACACCUGAUCCAGGGUCGGUUAACUUCGGAAUAUUGUAUAUCAUUUUAUCACAUAUAAUAAAGCACCUCAAACUCAGCGAUGUGGAGCCAGAUGUAGAGAAACCUUCAAAUGAACCACGGUCACAGAAUGAAGCAAAAAUAUCAACUUCUGAAUUGGCCCCAAAUAUAUUCCAUAAUAUUCAAAAAAGAUUAACCACUAUUGAAUCUCAAUUAGCCUUAUUGAAUUCUUUACCAAAUAAUGAAGAUAUUAUUGGUUACAUUGAUAAUGAUAUACAUAAUAAAAAGAAUAAUAAUAAUAAUAAUUCAUUAGAUAAUUCAAAUGAUAAUUAUAGAAAAGUUACUAAUUUAUGGCAAACUGUACAAACUAAUAAACGUUUAGAUGCUACAGAAGAAGGUCUUCAUCGAUUAAGCUCCUUGACAGAUGACCUACUUGAACAAAUCAAGAAGUUUUCAGAACAAAAUAGAGCAUUGAAAUCUGCACUUGACGAAGCACUAUUAAACUCUGCAUUUAAGGAUCAAUUGGCUGAAUUAACACGAAAAUUAGGUGAAAUUGAAAAACGCCAAAAUCAAGAAGCAGCUCUUUUACAAAAUGUUGUUCAUAUGGAUGCAUUACGUGGUUUAGUAUUUUGGCAUACAUUAGGCAAAUCAAUUACUGGAGUAGAUUAUUUAACUGCUUAUUCACAAGUCAAUACUACUAACAAUAAUAAUGGUAAUGGUAAAUCACAUCAUGUCAAUACUACUGAUAAUAAUCUAAUGAAAGAGGAAUCAAAUCGUUUAACAAAGUGUUUACCAGAAGAAUUUCUUGAAUGUCCAGAUCCGGAUCUAUCGUCUACACUUCGAAAACUUGGAAAUGUAGCCUCUGGAUUUGAUUCAGUAGUUAAUCGAAUUGAACAACUUGAAGAAAUUAUAAAACAAAAACCUGAUCGUAGUGAACUAGAAGGUUUGGGUGUACCAACAGAAUUAUAUGAAAAACUAUAUAGUUUAGAAGCUAUUGUUAAAGAGUUAGCCAAGGAAAGAGAAAAGAUUUAUGUGGAUUGUGGAACAUCGCCUCAUAUGCCUUAUCCGUCUGAUGAUAAGAAAUUAUUGAAAAAACUACAAAAUACCAUGUCAGUAUUACAAGAACAAAUUAAUCAAUUGAAUAAUACUGUUACUAAUGUACAAGCACAAUUUAAAAAACUUCAUGAAACUGUUGAGGAUGUUAAACAGUAUGCAGAUGAUUUGGAAACGCGUAAAGCAGAUGCAAAUUAUGUUGACACACAAUUAGACAAGGUUAGUUGA